Messenger RNA from Sander lucioperca (pikeperch), 3487 nucleotides. RefSeq names its product metallophosphoesterase domain containing 2a (gene mpped2a). Bases 723 to 1592 code for a protein of 289 amino acids. The record is from RefSeq and is a predicted model, not a curated record. The transcript has 8 exons. Gene Ontology annotation, molecular function: hydrolase activity. NCBI's taxonomy places the organism in Eukaryota, Metazoa, Chordata, Actinopteri, Perciformes, Percidae.
GCCGCGCGUGUGCCCGCCGGUGAGGGCGCGCGCACGGGAGGUGGCGGGGGUUGUGCUCGCUCCUGCUCUCUCUGCUCUCUGACCCCAGUGGCAGCUCCGACUCACUGCACUCCGGCUCUCCCUCCGUCAGACCAAGGCUGCUCUCUCUCUCCUGUUGUCUGUCAGUGUCUCUCGCCCUCCUAUCCGACUCUACUCCCCUUCGCUCUCUUGUCUGGGUUCUUUCCACGGGAGCCAGCCAAGGUCCCGCCGGGUCGAAGGUUCUGCCCUAUCCAGUCAGACUGCCGCAACCCCUGCACGGCCGCUAGGAACCUACCCGCUCUCCUGCUGCUGCCGCAUGGACCCGCGUCCCUCCGCCGCUCCUGCUGCUGCUGCCGCGUAGAGGGCGACCCCGACCCGACACUCUUUCUCCGGCCAGAUAAAAAACGCACAAAAAACCCACACGACGAAGGAGGUCUGGUAUAAAAAGCCCACAGUGGCCACUUUACUAUCAGUCAGGGAGGUCAGACAGAAGGGAAGCUCAGGGUUGCAAGGAGACACACAGCGAAGCCCGACUGCAGUGUGUCGUGGUUGAGUUGGUCGGCCGGGUCGCUGCUGCUGCUGCUGCUGCUGCUGCUGCUGGGAAACUUCCUGGGCUUCUUGAGCGGCUCUGAAGGAUGACCGCUGCACGGCUCGCUGCUGAAUCCCGGUGAACGAACGGCGUCUCAUGUCCAAACGGCGGAAGGAUGGCUCAUGGCAAAGUGACCAUCACGGUGGACGAGUACAGCUCCAACCCCACACAGGCCUUCACACAUUACAACAUCAACCAGAGCCGCUUCCAACCUCCACAUGUCCACAUGGUGGACCCCAUUCCUUAUGACACUCCCAAGCCAGCAGGACACACCAGGUUUGUGUGUGUGUCCGACACACACUCGCGUACAGACGGCAUCCAGAUGCCCUACGGCGACGUGCUGCUGCACAUGGGUGACUUCACCGAGCUGGGCCUGCCCUCCGAGGUUAAGAAGUUCAACGACUGGCUAGGUGGCCUCCCGUAUGAGUUUAAGGUGGUGAUCGCCGGGAACCACGAGCUGACCUUUGAUAAGGACUUUAUGGCCGAGCUGGUCAAGCAGGAUUACUACCGAUUCCCCUCAGUGUCCAAACUCAAACCAGAGGACUUUGACAAUGUCCAGACGCUCCUCACAAACUGUGUGUACCUGCAGGACUCGGACGUCACCAUAAAGGGAUUCCGGAUAUACGGGGCGCCAUGGACUCCGUGGUUUAACGGCUGGGGGUUCAACCUGCCUCGAGGUCAGUCUCUGCUGGAUAAAUGGAACCUCGUCCCUGAAGGCAUCGACAUCCUGAUGACCCACGGACCUCCGCUCGGUUUCCGAGACUGGGUCCCUAAGGAGCUGCAGCGGGUCGGCUGUGUGGAGCUGCUCAACACGGUCCAGAAGAGGGUGCGACCCAAACUUCAUGCCUUCGGAGGCAUACACGAAGGCUACGGGAUCAUGACCGACGGCUUCACGACGUUCAUCAACGCGUCGACCUGCACUGUCAGCUUCCAGCCCACCAACCCCCCCAUCGUGUUCGACCUGCCCAACCCCUCCAGCUCCUGAGACCAGAGGACGGGGGUGGGGAGGGUGGCAGGCGAUAAACUACUUCUUUUUUUUCUAUAAAUAUGUCAAGUUAAAAAAAAAAAAAAAAGAAAAAAAAAAACUCUUAAGUGUUUCUUUGCAAACUUUUGAUCUUCUCCAAGCUGUUGUUGAGAUUGAGACGGUUUGGAGACUCGGGGGCGGGGUGGGAAGUUUGUCUGGGAGGGUUAAAGGAGAAUACCGGUGUUUUAUUGUUUUUCUAAUUGUGCCCACAAUGCUGGUUUCCCUCUUAGAUUGUAGUUUUUCUACACACAGUUGGUGUAGUUGCAGAUAUCGGGGCUUGUUUCUUGGGUUCUUUCCAGAAGAACAAGAAUGUUUUUCAAUCUCGUUUCAGUCUGAAAAACAACUUCCACAAAGGGAGAUGAUCCAUGAAGAAACGUUGUCCUGAUUUUAUCAUGCAGAGUUGAGCAUUUUUAUACCAACUCAAUCUUACGUUCUGCUUCCUGUUAAUCGCCUGACAGCCACAGGAGGAACUGGAAACGUCGUUUUCAUCGUCGUUUUUGUGGAUCAUGAAGUUAUUUUCAACUUAACAAGCUCAUUUUCAUAAGAUCACAAAUCAAUAUUUUUUCAGGGUAAUAGGAAAAAACUUAGUAUUUUGUGCUCCUGACAUAAGCUGUUAAAUAUCUUCUUUUGUUUGAUCACAAAAAAAUGCAAUUAAAUGACCACAAAGAAAGAAAACACAAGGAAUAUUUACACUCUUGUCCUCUUCAGCCAGUACCAUGAUAUCGGCAUGUGUUCUUUGAUUUGGAAAGUUUUUAUUUAAAAAAAAAAAAAAAAAAUCUUUAAAAGUAUGCAACGCGAAAUGAAUUGGGGGGGGGGAGGUGUAAAACUGAGCUAUAAGCGACACCGGUAUUCUCUUUUUUCAGGGGGAUUUUGUGGUUAAACAAUCUUGCUCUUGAUAAAUAUUGGUCAGAUCUGUAAGAUAAAUGAUGCUUUGUGAAUUUGUACAAUUUCUUUGUUUGGUUUGCAUUGGCAGGACAAUGGAUGCCAUUGUUUUAUGUUGUAUCAUCUGAUAUUUUGUGCUUAGGUCUUUUUUUUUUUUGGUUUUGUAUUCUCGUCAGUUUCUCUUUUUUUAUUGGCUGACAGGGACGCUGCCUUAAACUAGCUUUAAUGUUCUCAGCUAGAGCCCCACUCUCUGCGAGCUCAGAGAAAAGUCCUUAUUUAUUACCCCGCAAAACACCUGACUAACGCAAGGACAGAAUGCUAUCACAUUACAGCCCGAAAAAUUUACUUUGUAACAUCCCAUUAUGAAUUUCUGAUCUAAUUUGGAAAAUGUAUGUAUAAAAUAUAUAUAUAUAUUAUAUAUUCAUGUUGUAAAACAUCUGUACUAAAAGUUGUGUUUGACGGAAAAAAUGAAUCUGGUGCAUUUUUUUUGUAUGCACCUGUAUAAUUGACAUGUUUCUUUAAUGCUCCCAUCAGAUGCUCUUCAGACAUUUCUCUAAUGUUUUUGUACCGACUCUCCCGGUAGGGUAGGCAUUCAUUUUGGAUGAGAGAGGAAAAUUUGUCAGAGUCACAAUCCAACAGGUGCUGGUUGUUCCCAACAACACGCCUGCCUAAACCUGGUAAAGUUGUCCUUUUAAAGUGUAAAUUUGAUAGUAUUUGUGUUUAUUAUUUCUUUUUGUUUUUUUUCUAAUGUUGCACUGUGUGUAAAUGCAAUCUUGCUAGCACAAAAAAAAAAUGUUGCCAAUAGUUGUCUCAACUUUGCCGCUGUAAAUGCUCUUUGCGUGCUCUGUUUCCUCUCUCGCUCUUUCUCUGAUUGUAUCCCUCUUCAUGGAAAUGUUAGUUCUCUCUUUCAGUUCAUUGUGAUAUAUUUAGCUGCCUUUAUAUGCAAAUAAAAUUGCAAGAUUUUUACUUAUCAA